Penicillium maclennaniae is the source of this 900-nucleotide messenger RNA. RefSeq lists its product as uncharacterized. Gene Ontology annotation, cellular component: nucleolus. The transcript is spliced from 2 exons. Bases 1 to 900 code for a protein of 299 amino acids. The record is from RefSeq and is a predicted model, not a curated record. Gene Ontology annotation, biological process: maturation of SSU-rRNA from tricistronic rRNA transcript (SSU-rRNA, 5.8S rRNA, LSU-rRNA). NCBI's taxonomy places the organism in Eukaryota, Fungi, Ascomycota, Eurotiomycetes, Eurotiales, Aspergillaceae.
AUGGUCGGCAAGCGCAAGAGAGACACGGCCGUCGUGUCGCGAUCUAAGAAAACAGUCAAAGCCAGUCCCUCGCCACCUCCGGCGGACGAUGCGCAAGACGUCUUUCGCAAGUACUUUGAGGCACAGUUUGCGCCUCUGGAUUUGCCGGAUAAACCCUCUACUACCAAGUCCAAAGCUGAGGAGGAAAUGGAGGAAGAUGAUGAGAGUGAGGCAUCAGAGAUGGACGAGCAGUGGGACGGGGUCUCGGACGGCGAAACCGACGAGGAUAUUGUGGAAGUGGUAGAACACACGGACACCCGAGCUACAAAUGACAGAUUGGACAAGCAAGCAUACAAAGCUUUCAUGAGCGCGAAACCACCAUCUUUAGAAAGCAAGACGACAAAAUCAAACGCAAAGGCAGAUCAGAAAGACGAAUCCGAUGACGAGAAAGACGCUGAUAACCUGAAACACGAUCUCGCAUUGCAGCGACUACUCCGAGAAUCUCACCUACUCGAGUCGUCCUCAGACCUGGCACCCACGGGCAAGAAUCGCCUCAAAGCUCUGGACCUUCGCAUGCAAUCUCUGGGCGCCAAGGACUCCUUGUACAAACAAAAAAUGCCCGAUGCCCACCGGCGAGGAAUCAAUGCCAAGGCUGCAUCCAAGGACGAGAAGCGACGACGAGAGGCGAAGGAGAACGGCAUUAUCCUCGAAAAACCUGCCAAAGUCACCAAACCGUCCAACAAUGGCCGACGGGAUCGUGGCAUUGGCGGAUCAUCCAUUGGAAAAUUCUCCGGGGGUACGUUGAGUUUGAGCAAAGACGAUUUGCACAAAAUGCAAAGCUCAAGAGGACGAUCAUCUCGAGGAGGCCGUGGAGGUCGUGGUGGCCGUGGAGGAAGAGGAAGAGGCGGCAGAGGCCGUUAG